This is a messenger RNA of Caenorhabditis briggsae, 1458 nucleotides long. It is a transcript of the gene Cbr-sdpn-1, whose product is annotated as Protein CBR-SDPN-1. NCBI's taxonomy places the organism in Eukaryota, Metazoa, Nematoda, Chromadorea, Rhabditida, Rhabditidae. Gene Ontology annotation, biological process: cytoskeleton organization; regulation of endocytosis; plasma membrane tubulation. Gene Ontology annotation, molecular function: protein binding; phospholipid binding. Bases 1 to 1458 code for a protein of 485 amino acids. The record is from RefSeq and is a predicted model, not a curated record. Gene Ontology annotation, cellular component: plasma membrane; cytoplasm; endosome. The transcript has 9 exons.
AUGGCAGCCGACGUUUUGGCACCCGGAUUCUGGGAAGUUGGCAGCUACAAGCACAAUGUCAAGCGAUUCAAGGAUGGUGUUGAGCAACUCGACGACUAUUGCAAGAUGAGCCGUGAGAGAGCUGAAAUCGAGGCAAAGUACAGUAAAAUGCUUUCACAACAUGCUGAGAAAUGGAGAGCUCAGGUUGAUCGUACUGUAUCUGCCGGAUCUGUGAAGACUGUCUGGCACGAGCUUAUUGGAGAAUCGGCAGCGCUCGCAAGAGUUCAUAACAAUCUGAAAGAAAAUUUGAUCGAUGACAUUGUAAAACAAACUUCCAACUAUCGCAAAGAAAGUCUUCACACUUCAGUGUUCAAGGGACCAAAGGAAAUUCGGGAAAUCGAGGAUCAUUUUGAGAAGGCGCAAAAGCCAUGGAAGAAGUUGGUUGAUAAGUUGGAGGAUAAACGCAGCAAGUAUUAUAAUGUGUGCCGUCAGGAAAAGUCGGCGGCCGUGAACAUGCAGAACAGUCAGACAGACACAUCUGUGUCGCAAGACGCUGCCAUCAAGUUCCGAGAACGUCAUGAGAAAUUGAAGGAGGAAGUGCAGAAAACAAAAACCGACUAUCAGAAGACGUUGACGAACCUCAACGAGUAUAAAAAUGUCUACAUGGAAGCAAUGGCACAUGUGUUCAAAAUGUGUCAGGACAAGGAAAUGGAUAGAUCUCAAUUCUUGAUUGGCGUGGUUCAAAAGACACAGAAACAUUACGCAGAUUUGAUCAGAACUAGCCAAAUGUCCGGGUUGCACCAACAACUCGAGCAAUCUAUCAGAUCAGCUGAUACAGAAGCUAUUAAAAGAGACUUGGCUCAAUGGUCCAGAGUAAACGGAGUAGAUGCCAACUCUGACUGGCCAAACUUUGUGGAAUACUCUCCAGAAAUUCGCAAUAUUACUGCUCGAGGAUCAACUAAGGAAGCUGCAGGAGGUGUUAUUCUUACAAGGCAAAUCAAUAGAAGUGAAGAUAUUCCGUCUACUCACUCGAAUACACUUCCAUCAGUUGCAGUCAACACUGCUUCAAAUCAUGAUGAUGUUGGAAAGAGUAGCCCAAAGAGCAGCAGCGACUCUGACACCAGCACUUUUGAUAGUCGGAAGCAUAACUCUGCUACCAACAAGUACAAGAAUCAACCACACCCAGCUAUUCAUCCUCCAUCUUGGCAUCCAUCUGAAGGUCCCGACUCUCCUUCACUCUCCACGGAAACUCCAGAUUCUGCGAAAUAUGGAGAUUUUGAGGAGUUCACAACCAGCAAGCCAGCUGUGGUUCUCUAUGACUACGCUCCAGCGGAAGGAGAUGAGAUUGGGCUCAGAAAGGGUGAGACGAUAGAGGUGCUCACCGAGCCAGACUCUUUGGGAUGGUGCACAGGACGAGUGAAUGGAACUAUUGGUCUAUUCCCAGCAAGUUAUGUGCAAUGUCAAGGCGAGAAAGCUUAA